Branchiostoma floridae (Florida lancelet) is the source of this 2406-nucleotide messenger RNA. RefSeq names its product probable ATP-dependent RNA helicase DHX40. Gene Ontology annotation, molecular function: RNA binding; ATP binding. NCBI's taxonomy places the organism in Eukaryota, Metazoa, Chordata, Leptocardii, Amphioxiformes, Branchiostomatidae. The record is from RefSeq and is a predicted model, not a curated record. Bases 1 to 2214 code for a protein of 737 amino acids. Gene Ontology annotation, cellular component: intracellular anatomical structure. The transcript is spliced from 18 exons.
AUGGCGGAGAGGAAGUCAAAGAAGUCCAUCGCCCGGAGACUACCUAUCCACGACUUUCAGGACGACAUUGUCGCGGAUGUACGCAGAUCCAAGGCACUUGUUGUUGUUGGGUAUACUGGGAGUGGAAAAACUACACAGCUGCCUCAAUUUCUGUACGAAGCAGUUUGCAGUAAACAUGGUAUGAUUGGUGUGACCCAGCCCCGCAGAGUGGCGGCCCUGUCUGUAGCGGCCAGGGUCGCACAGGAGAUGAAAUGCACCCUGGGAAGGGAAGUGGGGUAUCAAGUGAGGUUUGAUGACUGCACAUCACAGGACACACAGAUUAAGUACAUGACUGACGGCUGCCUUCUGCGGGAGUUUCUAGAUGACAGAGAGCUGAGCAGAUACAGUGUUAUCAUUCUGGAUGAAGCUCAUGAAAGGAGCCUGGACACGGACAUUUUGUUUGGCUUGAUGAAGGAAAAGUUUCUCAGGGAAGAGGAAGACUCAGUACGGAGACAUCAGCUGAAGGUGGUGGUGAUGUCAGCAACCCUGGACAGCGGCAAGUUUUCCAAGUUCUUCAACAGCUGCCCUGUGUUUGAGAUUCCCGGGAAGCUGUUUCCUGUAAAGGAUGUCUACUGUAACAUGAUCAAGCCUGAAGAUGUCAAGAAUCCCAGUUACUGUAGUCAGGCAGUGCGAGUAGUGAUGGACAUCCACACGGACCAACCACAGGGAGACAUUCUGGUGUUCCUCACAGGCCAGGCAGAAAUUGAGAAGACCUGUGAUAUCCUGUACAAGAAGUCAGAGGAACUGGACUACAGGGAAGAUGUGCGAGACCCUGAUGUGACCUCACUACUCAUCCUACCCGUGUAUGGAUCCAUGCCAACUGAACAACAACAGAGGAUCUUUUCCCCUGCUGACUCGGGAGUUAGGAAAUGUAUAGUUGCUACGAAUAUAGCAGGAACAUCGCUCACUAUUGAUGGCAUUAGAUAUGUUGUGGACAGCGGUUUUGUGAAACAGCUGUCCUACAACCCCAGGACAGGACUGGACACCCUCCAGGUUGUGCCUAUAUCCAAAUCAGAAGCCAUCCAGAGAGCAGGGAGAGCUGGUAGGACAGCACCUGGCAGGUGUUACAGACUAUACAACAGAGAAUUCUAUGACCAGUGCAUGCCUGAGGACAUGUUGCCAGAGAUCCAGCGCACCAGCCUGACCAGUGUGGUGCUCAGUCUCAAGUCCAUGGGGAUUCACAAUGUCCUCAGGUUUCACUACCUGGACCCACCCGAGGAGCGCAUGUUGUUAGAGGCACUGAAACAACUCUUCUACUUUGAUGCCAUUGACAGGUCUGGCCGUGUGACCCCCCUGGGGAGGCUCCUGGUGCAGUACCCCCUGCCCCCAGGCCUGGCGAGGGCUGUGAUCUCCUCAGGCUCCCACGGCUGCCAGGACCUGCUGCUGCCCAUCGCUGCCAUGCUGUCUGUGGAAAAUGUCUUCAUCAGACCUGCUGAGGGGAAGAAGCAGGUGGAGGCUCAGCAGUGUCACCAGAGGUUAGCUCACCUGGCAGGGGGGAGUAAUGACUUCACUACACUGCUCACAGUCUUCCAGAAAAGUAAAGAAAGUGACUCCCCAGCUCGAUGGUGCAGAGAGAACUACAUCCACUGGAGAGGGGUGAAGAUGGCCCUGAGCAUACAUCAGCAGCUGCAGGGGAUCCUGGACAAGCAAACUCAGUCAGCAGACUUCCCCAGACAGAAGCUGGCAGGUUCCCAGAGUGAGCUGCUGAGGAGGGCGCUGUGCGACGGCUUCUUCAACCACAUAGCCAGGAGAUCUGCCACAGGCCGGAGCUUCCGAACAAUGGAUGGCCACGCCUCCACCGUCUUCAUUCAUCCAUCCUCAGUGCUGUUUGGAGAGGAAGCCCAGUUGGACUGGGUGAUUUUCCAUGAGGUGGUGUGGACAUCCAAGGUCUACAUGAGAACAGUCUGUCCGGUCAGAUACAGCUGGGUGCAGGACCUGCUUCCCAAGCUGCACCAGCUGGACCUAUCCUCGCUCAGCGGCUGUCAGCUGAUCUCUGAUGAGCCCACACCAACUGCACAGGAUGUACACAAACCACUUCUGGGAGGUCAAGAGGCCUCCAGUUCCCUCAUCCCUGAUGUCAGCAAGCUUGCGAAGAGGAACGAUGACUCCUCCAUCUCCGAGGCACGACUCAGGUACCUACAAAGGAAGGAGGCUAGAGGGAAGGCCAAGAGAUGACACAAGUCUUUCCACUGGUGCAAGGCUCUGGCUUCACAUGUUCUUACGACUGAAAUAAAUGUACAUACUUUGACAUUGAUAAAUCAAGUGUGUUCUCAGAUGCUAUCUUUCAACACUUACAUGAUUCUGGUAUUACCUUGCUUGUAUAUUUUCUGUCCACAUUAAAAGGUGUCAACCAGUUUUAGACAUACA